AUGUGCACAAAAUGCUUCGAUUAUAUAUUAGAUUUGAUAAAAAAUGAUAUACAGAAACAACACACCAAUUGGAGAGAACCAAUAGGGCCAGAAGAACGAUUAGUAGUCACUCUAAGAUAUCUUGCAACCGGAGACAGCUUUGGCACCAUUGGUCACAGCUACCAUAUCGGUUUCUCUACUGUUAGCGUUAUUAUUGAAGAAGUAUGUGAAGCUAUAUGGAAACGUUUGCAACCAAUUUACAUGCGUGAACCAACUCUAGAAGAUUGGGAAGUCUCUAUAUCUGGAUUUUAUGAGAAAUGGCAAUUCCCGAACUGUUGUGGAAGUAUUGAUGGAAAACAUGUUACUGUUAAAUGUCCAGAUAAAACUGGAUCAAAUUAUUUUUCUUACUUAAGAAAAUUUUCUUUUGUUUUAUUAGCAAUAGUUGGCCCCGAUUACAAAUUCAUUUCCAUCGAUGUAGGCGGAUACGGAAAAAAUAGUGAUGGGGGUAUUUUUGAAGAAUCUGUAAUGGGAAGAAAGCUUGCUGAUGGUACAUUUAAUAUACCUAGUAGUAGACCACUAAACGGCCAAAAUGUAAGGACACCGUGUGUUCUGAUCGGAGAUCAGGCAUUUGCGUUGAGCUCUUACAUGAUGCGACCAUAUCCCGAAGCACAGGCACGCUAUUACCGAAGGAAGGAAAAAUUCAACUCCAUUUUAGGAAGUGCCAGCCGCGUGGUUGAAAAUGCCUUCGGUAUAUUAAGCUCUAAAUGGUAUAUUUUCCAUAGGCCGAUGGAAACAAAAGUAACUACGUCAAUAACCGUUGUGAAAGCAGCAUGUGUAUUGCACAACUUCUUGAUAGAAAGAAAGGCUGAACAUAUCAAUAAUCCCAUUGAGGAACAGUUUGAACACGCAUUAGAAGAUUUUUCACUAAACAACAGAAGAUCGUCAAACUAUGCAUUUUUGAUACGCGAACAAUUUGCUGAUUACUUCAAUACUCAUGCAUAA
This is a messenger RNA of Parnassius mnemosyne (clouded apollo), 981 nucleotides long. The record is from the annotation of a GenBank genome assembly. NCBI's taxonomy places the organism in Eukaryota, Metazoa, Arthropoda, Insecta, Lepidoptera, Papilionidae.